Chara braunii is the source of this 2616-nucleotide messenger RNA. Lineage: Eukaryota; Viridiplantae; Streptophyta; Charophyceae; Charales; Characeae. The record is from the annotation of a GenBank genome assembly.
CUAGCAGUGCCAUGCCAAGUGAUGUUGGCAUCUGGGUUCUUUGCUUUGUUAGCUGGCGAGUGAUGUUGCCAUUUGGGUUCUGUUCCUCGACAAGAUCCCAACUGUAGGCAGUACUGGUGCAAUACUGUGACUGGUGUCAGAACUUGCCUGCUAAACACCAUGAGCACAUCUCGGUGUCUGCAAGCGUCAAUCUUAGCCUGCGUCGACUGUUCACGGAACUACUGCCGACGGUAGACUUGCUUGUGUUGUUGUAAACAGAUGGAGCUGGGCACUACAGUGUCAUAUGGUUACUCUUAUGAUAAGUCUGGUAAUAGGGAAUAGAUUGUUAUGAACCUACGAGUGUCUUCUACAAGAAUGCCAUGAGCGGGAUGAUAUCUCGAGGUUGAAACAUCGGGUCUUAUCUCACUUCGCACCAUGCAACUGGGUGCGUUGCCGUUUUAAUGCAGCCGAGGAAAGAUGUCCUCCAAGAGACGAGGAGGCUGACAAGGAAAUGCUGUCUGUGAGGACUUCAAUUGAUCCUGUAUGGUUGUUUUGAUUGCCGAGACAUUCCGAUUUUGUCCGCAGGGUAUUAUGAGAUUCGGAGCGUGAGAGGAUGCAAAUGGAGCAGGUCAACGGUGUCGCUUCAUCUCGAGAUGUACCGUGGAGUGAGCGCGUUAGAAAUCUGAACGUGUUAGUGUGCAUGGCUUUUUUAUUCAUCCAGGCAGCUGCUGAUUGGAGACGCACAGUGUACUGUCUUGGGGAUGGUUUCCUCUUUUAGCAGUUCUGGAAGGAAAUUUCCAACCUGGUGGAUCCCUUUUCCCCUUUGUCCUGCCAAUCGUGCCUCAUAGGGGGGGAUAAAGGGUCCCUGCAUUGCAGGGAAAGGGCGUCCAAGGUCUCGUGUUGUUGUCGUUGUUGAUGGUUGUUAAGACCCCCAUGAUAAUGUCGGCAAGUAGGGGGGGGAGAUAGCAGCACGCUUUGUUGCUGAUCUUUCUUUCGGUGAUCCCUUUCUGAGCUUAUCUCACUCUUUGGCACUUGUGGUGUUCCAAAGCGGACAACGCUUGACUGCUGCCAUGAAGCGCCUAUUGUUAUUAUGCCUCCCUGCUAAUUGGUGCAGCUUAGAUACAUGGGCGGGCGAUCAAAGGCUGUUGUGGCUGGUGGUGCCCCUUCAUCUUGUCGAAAGGAGGAUGUUGCUUAACAUUAUUGCGAGUUGAUGGUUGAGAGGCUGUAUAGGGAAAUCCUAGUGUGAUUAGAUCAUCCGUUGAAUGGUAUAGCGGAGUUGAUUCGAUCUCUACGAUGCGUUGGCAGACAGCUACUGCCAUCGCUCUUGUAUUUCUCCUUUGAAGAGUGUACCUGUAAAAUGUGGUCGUGCUUCCAUGGAUGGUGACGGUCAAGCUGUGAAAGCAAAAGCUCGUCGUAUCAACGGUAUGCCUGAGAUCGCAUGCAAGGAGCCUUUUCGCAUGUUCGUGUUGUAAGUGUUUUCUGCACCUGGUGAUGAAGUGCUCAUGGCCUCUUUGUUCAGAGGGGCAAAAAAUAAGCAAUUGAUUUGCGGCGUGGAAGGCUGUCUUGAAAUCCUGGUUGAGGGUACAGUGCUAUAUUGCUUUGGUUUGAUGCUGAGAUGCAUGCUUGUGUUGCAUGUCGGGAGUCUUCGAUGCUACCUUUGCGCUCGAAGGUGUGUAUAGCUAAGAUCGUAGGAGGAUGCCGAGUAUGAGAUAUAAGUGGUGGACUUCACUGUCUGUCAAAGCAUUGACCCCAUUUUGUUUCCGCUUCGUUAUUAAACACGGCCAAACACGGCCAUUUAGUUUUUGGCUCCAUACGUGAAGAUUGAUUUCUGUUUUCAAACCUUCUCGGGUAUUGCUCUAAAAGCGGGUUGGGAUAGUAGAAUGAUUUGGCGAAUCGAAUUGGUGAGAAGAGUUUGAGAUCCGAAUUUGAAACCACAAGUACCUCCUAAAAGUGCUCCUCCGCGUUAUCGGCCAUGGGCUUUUGGCAUGAACGGGCGUGCGCCGGUAGGCCAGAUUCAGCCAAGUGGAAACAGCGCAGUUUCCGUGUUUGGGUGGUUGUUAGCGCAGAGGGCACUUUUAGGAGGUUGGCUGCUUUCAGAACCCUCUUCACAUUGGGGCGAGAUCUACGCAAUCAGUUGCAGUAUCGGUAUGGAUUGCUGGCAAGUGAAGAUGAUUGCGGCGAAAACACAAAGAAUAGCAACAACAUCAGCUACAGUGACGUCAAGGAUGGGGAUGGUGUCAACAACAACAAAGAUGGGGGGGCCGAUGUCCAAGGCUGCACCAAGAUGGGAGUGAUACUGCAGGUGGAUGCGGAAGAUAAUGGAGACGUCAACAACAAUAACAACAAUAACAACAACAACAACGACAACAACAAUAUCAACUACAACAACAAUGACAAAAACGAUGGUGCACAGGGAUUGAAAUUGGGGAAAAUUGGCGAAGGUGGUGGGAAGGAUGACAGCAACAUUAACAAUGAUGGCGUGAACAACAACGGCGACAACGACGACAACAUCAACAACAACAACAGGAACAACAACAACAACAACAGCGGUGACGAGGGCGGUGGCAACAUACACGGCAUCAACAUGAAGGGUGUGAUGCUGUAGAUGGACAUGGAUGAUAAAGGUGGUGACAACAA